ACGAUAAAUAUAAUUGUAUAAAUACCGAGAGGGCGCUGUAGGUGGAGAAAGGUUAGAGGAAAUCUGGAGAUAACUUGAUUUGUAAACAUUGGGAAUGGCACACAUAAAAACUCCUCUGACAGAUCUGUUUGGCCAGUAUGGAGUUUCUCUUGCUGGACGCCGCUGUAGAGAUUUUGAAAUGAAUGUGGUCGAAUGUCUCGAAGCUUAUGGAUUUAACAAAGGAAAAGUGAAAUGCAAAGAUGAGAUUGAUGACUAUAAUGAGUGUACUUUUGCUUUUAAACAGAUGAAGCGCGUGAUGGAGAUGCAGGCGGAGAGAAAACGGCGAUGGAAGAACAAGGAAAACGCCGGAAAGGAAUAUUACGCCCCGCCCCCCAAGAUCGACAGCUUCGAAGACGUUUACCAAUGAAGAAUUCCCGAGGGUAGCCGCGCGGCGUCCGGUAGAACGUCGACCGAUCCUUUCUUAGUCCCCAGCAGAAUUGUAUUCCGGACCAAUAAAUAACGUACGAUAGCGCCA
Messenger RNA from Centruroides sculpturatus (bark scorpion), 514 nucleotides. It is a transcript of the gene ND-15, whose product is annotated as NADH dehydrogenase [ubiquinone] iron-sulfur protein 5-like. The transcript has 3 exons. Lineage: Eukaryota; Metazoa; Arthropoda; Arachnida; Scorpiones; Buthidae. The coding region runs from base 95 to 406 and encodes 103 amino acids. The record is from RefSeq and is a predicted model, not a curated record.